AUGAGUGAAUCCGGGGACAGCUCGCGCCACAGCUUCAGCACUGGCGCCUCCAGCGCGGCCAGCGACACGUCGGACGCGCGUGCGCUCGACGCACUCGAGGAUCGCGCGGCUGAUGGCGACGGCGAGAACAUCAAUGAUUCCAUCUCGGGGGCUCGCGGGGUGUCUGAGGCGAUCUUUGCGACGCUGGUACUGCUGGGCAAGAACCGCAGCCAGCAGGACCUGCGAUGGGUGGUGCUGCGGAUUGUGCUGGAGUUCCUGCAAAUGUUCCGCGUCGUGUUCAACACGGAGUUCUUGUGA
This is a messenger RNA of Monoraphidium neglectum, 297 nucleotides long. RefSeq lists its product as hypothetical. The transcript has 3 exons. The coding region runs from base 1 to 297 and encodes 98 amino acids. NCBI's taxonomy places the organism in Eukaryota, Viridiplantae, Chlorophyta, Chlorophyceae, Sphaeropleales, Selenastraceae. The record is from RefSeq and is a predicted model, not a curated record.